Brassica rapa (field mustard) is the source of this 1620-nucleotide messenger RNA. RefSeq lists its product as uncharacterized. Lineage: Eukaryota; Viridiplantae; Streptophyta; Magnoliopsida; Brassicales; Brassicaceae. The record is from RefSeq and is a predicted model, not a curated record.
AAAAAUCCUACAGACAAAAUAUUAAAGUAAAUUUUCUACAAUUACAACCCAACCAAUCACCCCCAAUGUUUCCUGAGGUGCAUGUGUCUACGUAGCAUCUGACAAACAGAUCCCAUGCAAGAGGAUGCUUCCAGUGGCAUUCUCGUGAUUGUUCGUCCAAACCAUGUGUUCGAUCUUGUAACUCAAACCCAUAUAAACCCCAUCAUUCUCCACACUUUACAUAUUCACAGUUUUGCUCUAUCUUCAAUAUUCAUCUCCCACCCAAUUAGGAAGUGACAAUGUAUCAAGAAGCCGCACUUCUCUUAGCGCUACUCUGCGUUUCUUCUAAUGUCGCCGUGUCUGCUCCAAUCCGCGACGGUUUAUUACCAAACGGUAAUUUCGAGAUAGGUCCAAAACCGUCCCAACUGAAAGGAUCCGUUGUUAAGGAACGAAACGCCGUUGCUCAUUGGGACAUGACCGGCUUCGUGGAGUACAUCAAAGCUGGUCAGAAACAAGACGACAUGGUUUUGGUCGUACCGGAAGGCUCAUCAGCCGUCAGGUUAGGCAACGAGGCCUCAAUAUCCCAGAAAAUAUCCGUACGAUCAGGUCGUCUAUAUUCGAUUACGUUCAGCGCCGCUCGAACUUGCGCUCAGGACGAGCGGCUUAACAUCUCCGUCACGCAUGAGUCUGGUGUCAUCCCUAUCCAGACAAUGUACGGCAGCGAUGGCUGGGACUCCUACUCAUGGGCUUUUAAAGCUGGUGGACCCGAAAUCGUGAUCCGGAUCCAUAACCCGGGUCGUGAGGAGCAGCCGGCUUGUGGACCGUUGAUCGAUGCCGUUGCUAUCAAGGCUUUGUUCCCUCCAAGAUUCUCCGGAUAUAAUCUCAUAAAGAACGGGAACUUCGAGGAAGGACCUUACGUGUUUUCCACGGCAAAGUGGGGAGUACUGAUACCACCUUUCAUCGAGGACGAUAACAGCCCUUUGCCUGGAUGGAUAAUCGAGUCUCUCAAGGCUGUUAAGUACGUGGACAAGGCACACUUCUUCGUCCCUGAGGGACACAGAGCCAUCGAGCUUGUUGGAGGCAAAGAGAGUGCCGUUUCUCAGAUCGUGAGGACGUCACCUAACAAAUUCUACGCCCUCACUUUCAACGUGGGAGACGCCAGGGACGGUUGCGAGGGACCCAUGGCAGUGGAGGCGUUCGCUGGACGGGGCAAGACCCUGGUGGAGUACGUGUCUAAGGGGAAAGGCGGGUUUAAACGGGGAAGGCUUGUGUUCAAGGCGGUGUCGGCGAGGACUCGUGUCACUUUCCUCAGCACGUUUUACCAUAUGAAGAAUGAUCACUCUGGCUCGCUUUGUGGUCCGGUCGUCGACGACGUAAGGCUGGUGGCGGUUAAGACACUCCGAGAGAAAAAAGACAUUUACUCACAAGAAUUGAGAGUCACAAACAAGAUCUUACAAGACCAAGAACAAAGUGGAGGAAAGCUAGCGAGUCAGCCUGUUCUACGAAUGCGCUAGGAAGCAUCGUGUUACUGCUAUCUCUACUAAAAGUUUUUAUUAACAGCAUGUUUUGUGUAAUUUAUGAUUCAUGUAAUAUGUUACAUUGAUUUGAUAUCAAUAAAGUUAAGAAGUUAAAGAAAAAAAA